This is a messenger RNA of Cheilinus undulatus (humphead wrasse), 2760 nucleotides long. It is a transcript of the gene cdadc1, whose product is annotated as cytidine and dCMP deaminase domain containing 1. Gene Ontology annotation, biological process: dTMP biosynthetic process; dUMP biosynthetic process. The transcript has 11 exons. NCBI's taxonomy places the organism in Eukaryota, Metazoa, Chordata, Actinopteri, Labriformes, Labridae. The coding region runs from base 85 to 1647 and encodes 520 amino acids. Gene Ontology annotation, molecular function: dCMP deaminase activity; zinc ion binding. The record is from RefSeq and is a predicted model, not a curated record. Gene Ontology annotation, cellular component: cytoplasm.
CCGGUUUAAUAUUAAUUCUGGCUGAACUCCCCUCGUUCCUGUGUCGUUCUUGACUUAUUGCAGAGAUAUUUCCAUCCGCUGUCAAUGGAAGGAACCGAGAAACGAUACCGAGCCGGUCCGGGCCGAACCGAGCCAAGUGGAGCUUCGUGUGACAGCGGAACCCAGACUGACAGCAGAGUACAAGGUCAUGGCCCCAGGUUAUCAAAGGUAAACCUGUUCACCUUGUUGAGCUUGUGGAUGGAGCUGUUUCCACAGGAGGAGUCUGAGGAGGAAGACCACGGCCAGGUCCACAGGUUGGGUCUAGUCGUGGUACAGGAUGGCAAAGUUGUCGGACUCCAUUGUUCGGGACCGGAGCUCCACGCAGGACAGGCCGCCAUCAUCCAGCAUGGCCCCCGUUUGAGCGACUGCCACUUGUAUUUCUCCAGGAGACCCUGCGCUACGUGUCUAAAGAUGAUCAUCAACGCUGGAGUCAGUCAGAUCUCCUUCUGGCCCGGUGACCCUGAAAUCAGCAUACUGAGCUGCACCUCCACAAUCCAGUCCAACCCCCACAAUCCCUCUGGCUGCAUCUCAGAGGAGGCGGCGCUGGACGCCGUGGCUACAGAGAAGCUAAAGUCAAACAGCCGUCCUCACAUCUGUGUGCUGCUGCAGCCGCUGGCUCACAGUCUGGCUCAGUUCAUCACCGAGACGUCCAGAGAGUGUGACUUCAUGGAGAGAGUGAGGGACGACCAGCCAGGCCUGGACACACACCAGCUCUACAACAAAGAGCGGCUCAGACACCUGAAGGACUUCUCCGCACUCUUCCUGGUGGAGACGUCUCUGCAGCACCGACAGAUUCUGACCCACAUGGGUUUGGAGAACUUCUGUGUGGAGCCGUACUUCUCCAACCUGAGACACAUGAUGAGGGAGCUGGUGGAGGUGCUGGCUGCCGUGGCUGCGGGAGUGCCGGACCAGCACCACGGCUUCUACAGGGAGCAUUCGACCCCCGAGGCGCCACGAGGGAAGACCUCACGGCCUCUUCUGCAGGAGGAACUGUCCCAGGAAGUGGCUCGACACUGUGUCAUCCAAGCCAGACUGCUGGCUUAUAGAACAGAGGAUCCUAAAGUAGGAGUGGGUGCAGUCAUCUGGGCCAAACGACACUCGGCCGGCAGCGAUGGAACGGGGCGCCUCUACCUGGUCGGUUGCGGGUACAACGCUUACCCAGCAGGCUCUCAGUACGCCGAGUACCCACAGAUGGACGCCAAGCAGGAGGACCGACAGAGACGCAAGUACAGAUACAUCAUCCAUGCGGAGCAGAACGCUCUCAUAUUCAGGACUCGAGACAUCAAACCGGACGAGCCCACCAUGAUGUUUGUGACCAAAUGUCCGUGUGACGAGUGCGUCCCUCUGAUCAGAGGAGCAGGGAUCACCCACGUCUACACCACGGACCAGGACAGAGACAAGGUCAAAGAGGACAUCUCCUACCUGAGGUUCAGCAGCCUGAAGAACGUCAGCAAGUUCAUCUGGCAGAAGAAACCAUCUCUUCUCACCACAUCCUUCCCUCCCCUGGCCAACGGACACAUCCGGAAGCACAGAGAGGCUGACGACGAGGAGAGCGGCAGCAGCAAGAAGCUUUGCACCAGCAGAUCUCAGAACUCCACCACGAGCUGAGCAGAGAGAUCCACCAUCGAACCAAAGACACGACCACAUCCUGGCUAAAGAUUUGAUAUUUAUGAUAAAUAUUCCUUUUUAAAUAUCAAAUCUGCACACAGGAAGUAGUAUUUAUUGCGCUUUUGUGCAGGACUGGGGUUGGAUUUGUGAAUCAUGCUUUAGGAUUGUUGGAUCUGCUGCAUCUUCAGGAGUUUUUCCAGACGGCACCCAUCCGAUCUGACGCUCUUAUCCCCUUUUUUAAAUCCAGUUCUGAAGACGCUGACAGUGAGGAAGAGGAGGAAGACCAGUCAGGAUGGACGAGGUGAAGGACUCGUGCUUAUUUUGCACAGAAAAUACCAGAAAUCAACCGUAGCAUAGAGUAAUACAAAUAAUUUAUAUGAAACAUUCACAUAUACUUGGACAUGUGCAGACGUUUUUAAUGAAAAUCAGAGCUGUUUAUUUAAAACAGUGAUACUCGUGUGGUUCUUUGAUGUAUUCAUUUUAAAUAUUCUCCCAGAAAACCUUUAAAAGGGACCACUUCUUUGCCCUUUUUCACAUUUUUUGCCACUUUUAUCCCAUUUAAGCUGCAUUCUGCUUUUAAAUACCACUAGCUUCUUAUUUUUUUGCCAUUUUUUUGCACCUUCUCUUUGCCACUUUUUCCAUUUUUGCCCUUUUCACAAUUUUAUGCCAAUUUUUGUCACUUUUCCCUCAUUUUUUUGCCACUUUGACUGUUUUUGCUACCUGUAAUUCAUUUUUUUGUAACUUCUCACUAAUCUCUACUUUCUGACCCUUUUUUUCCACUUUUCUUCCCAUUGUUACCCAUUGUCACCUAUUUAUGCCAACUUUAACUCAUUUUUAUUGCUACUUCAGCUACUUGCAAAGGUAUUUUACAACACUUUGGCUCUUUGGUUGAGCAGGGUUGAGUGACACUGAUUUAAAAGAUAGAGACUAGAGUGAAUCACUCUGCGAUGCUCCUUAAAUGCUCAAAUGUGACCUGACGAGUGCAGACUUCAUGAGCUCUAAGUUCCCUUUUUUUUUCCCUAGAUUUAUUUCUGGGCCUUUUCAUGCCUUUAUUUUAUAGAGGAAGGACAGUGGAUAGACUCGCAAACAGGGAAGAGAGUGGGGAGAGACAUG